Mytilus trossulus (common blue mussel) is the source of this 2328-nucleotide messenger RNA. RefSeq names its product protein draper-like. Bases 9 to 1121 code for a protein of 370 amino acids. The record is from RefSeq and is a predicted model, not a curated record. Gene Ontology annotation, molecular function: scavenger receptor activity. The transcript has 7 exons. NCBI's taxonomy places the organism in Eukaryota, Metazoa, Mollusca, Bivalvia, Mytilida, Mytilidae.
CAUCAACAAUGGAUAAACAUUCAAGAUUUAUUUUGAUAUACUUUGUGUUUCUUAUUGCCAAUGUUGACACUAUAAAUUGUAUACCACUGAAGUUAACAGAUCCAAAUGUGUGUCCUAGAAGGGUAACCACAAGGAGUCAUUCUGUGAACCAAACACAACUGAUAAUAGAGUGUUGUCCGGAUUAUGUUUACAAGAACGGAAAAUGUCAAGCCUGCCCGACGGGAAUAUUUGGUAAAGAUUGUUUACUGCCCUGUAUGCCUAAUUACUAUGGAUUUCAGUGUAAAAAUCUAUGUAACUGUACAGAUAAAAAGAAGUGUGACCCAGUUCAUGGCUGUAUCUGUGAUAAAGGUUUUACCGGUUCAGAAUGCUCAAAUGCGUGUCCAUCUGGAUUAUACGGUGUAAACUGCGGUGAGGAAUGUUUAUGUGGACAUAAUGCUAAAUGUAAUCCAGUAACUGGUGAUUGUUUAUGUUCUGCAGGAUGGUCUGGGGUUCACUGCACACAUGCGUGUCCAUCCGGAAAAUACGGUGUAAACUGCAAAGAGGAAUGUUUCUGUGCACACGAUGCUGAAUGUAAUCCUGUAACUGGAGACUGUUUAUGUCCUUCAGGAAGAUUUGGGCCUUUCUGCACAAUUGACUGUCCAAACGGAAAAUUUGGUAGGCAUUGUAGUGGGAUUUGUGCUUGUUCAGAUAUUGACCAGUGUGAUGUUGUAACGGGAGAGUGCAUUCAGUGCAACCAUGAAUCUGAUAAAAGAGAAUGCAAUUCACAUAAAGAUGAGGUAAACAAUCUGAAUUCAGGUCAAAACAGUUAUAAAUCGAAUGAUAACGUCAUAGUUUACAUAACAAUGGUUGCUGCUCUUAUUGGUAUAGUCUGUGUUGUAACAAUGGUCGUGAAAGCUAAAGAAAGACUUUGUCAUAAUCUACAACAAUCAUUGAAGGACACUUCAAAACCAAAGAUCAAACGCCGCAAGGCAAAACGAAGCCUACCUUCAACCAUGACACAGAACAGUCAGACUGGAUCGUAUAUUAUAAACACUGAAGGUGUCAUGUUUCAACCUGAAAUCGAAGAAGAUUUAUACUGCGAAAUUGGGGAUAUACAUGAAUUUGAAUCAGACCGAUAUUAAUGUCCCAAAACGAGAACAAACUUCAGUCUUCAUUUCUGCAAAGCAACAGAAAACAGUUGCAACCAGAUAUAUACUAAACUUAAAAUCGUACAUAGUUAACCUCUUUAACACGUUAUACUUUUUCUUUAUUUUUGGUUGUUUUGACUUUGUCGGAUUCGAAGUGCAAAUAAGAAAGAAAUAACAUUUUACGCUAAAAAAAACAUAAUAUAUUAAUGUUGCCCCUUAUUUAUGAAAUCAUUUUCAUUUUGUAUGAUGGAUUGGAAUAGUAUUUUCAUCUCGUUUAAAGCAAAACUGGAUAAUAUAUGUUUUUAAACAUGAAAGUGUGUAAUUAGAAAGUUAUAUGCGUGUCAGAUUUGACAAAAAACAAAAUAAACUGAUACAAAUUGUGAUAAAAUCGUAUUUCUAAUAAAUAUUAUAAAUAAAGAAUCGGAGCAAGCUAAGCGAUUCUCUAAAAAUUUAUCAAACUAACUUAUAAAACGAACUGAGGAUGGAUCAUGUUUAAGGUGGGAUGAGAUUGUAUUGACUUGAAUGUUAAUGAUAAUCUUAUAAAACGAUACGCGUUUAGCAUACCAAAACAUAAAUCUGGUGUCUUUGACAAAGUUUCUCUACAGAGCAUACUUCUUAAUUAUGUUUGUUUUUUCGAACAAGUAUGAAUAUCGUUUUAAUAUCUUUCUCCUCUCUUUAACAAUACCAGACCGUCAACAAGGUUCACUCUUUUGAUGUAUUGAAUAAUUAUUAACACUUCCUUUUUCUUAUCCUAAACCCUGAACAGAAGUCUGAAGAUAUGAAACCAUAUACAAUAAAGACUUCCGAAAAAUGCCAAGAUUUGAGAUUAUGUUAAAUGCAUAUGAAAAAAAUAGGCAAUUUUAAUUUUUGAGAUGAACAAAUCGACAGUAUCAUAACAUCUGUUUACUUAUUUCGGAUUUAAAAAAUUCUAUGCACAGCCUCUAACUAUUUCAAAAUUGAAAUGAUAUUAGAACCCUACAAACAGGCCAAAAUUCAUCUUUUAUCUUGUAUCUGAAGAUUCCAAAAUCUAGUAAACACUAAUACAUGUACAUGUUUACAUGGAUUUGCAUACGGUAAAUUAAAUCCGACGCAGCGCAUAUAAUGAUGUUCUGCCAUAAUUUGUGUGCGUUGUAUUUUUUGUUUAAUUUCUGAAAAAUGGUUUGUCAUUUUUUUCUAGUAUUGAUUGAUACAUAAUAUGAUG